Labrus bergylta (ballan wrasse) is the source of this 1967-nucleotide messenger RNA. It is a transcript of the gene pllp, whose product is annotated as plasmolipin. Gene Ontology annotation, cellular component: membrane. Lineage: Eukaryota; Metazoa; Chordata; Actinopteri; Labriformes; Labridae. Gene Ontology annotation, molecular function: structural constituent of myelin sheath. The record is from RefSeq and is a predicted model, not a curated record. Gene Ontology annotation, biological process: myelination.
AGAGAGAGGGAGGGAGAGAAGGUGAAGAGACACACAAACACAUUAGACACCUGUCGCCUGACUGUACAGGUGGAGACAGUGAACAUUGGAUAUCUGAACUUGCAGGUUUCCCUGGAGGACUCCUCUUUAACUGUUUUUCGUUUUUUUUUUUACUUUCUGGACCUUUUACAUUUGUUUUAAAUUAUUUUUUUGUGUUUUGUACUUUGUACUAGUUUACCUUUUAUUUUUACACCACCAGUGGACGUAGUCAAUGGUGUUUAAAUCUCAACACUGAGGAAUAUUUUGAGGAAUAUAAAAACUGUUGGAGGGACUUUUCAGCUGUUUAACCAGUUGACUGAAUACCAUCAUUUAGUGUAAGCUGCGUAGUCAUGGCAGAAUUCCCAUCCAAGGUUAACACAGAGACCGGCUCUUCCAAUGCCCAGACCUCUCAGCAGGGGGGCAACAGCCUCCGAGGACUGGCCUCUAACGUCACCGUAAGGAUGGACAUGACCUUCAUCCAAAGCAUCCCAUCCAUCCUCAUGAUGGUGGAAAUAGUUAUGGGGCUGCUCCACUGGGCACUGAUAGCCAGCGCCUCCUACACAGUGUUACCAGUGUACGGCUGGGUUAUGUUUGUGGCCGUCACUCUGUGGAUCCUCACCACCAUCCUCUUCUUCAUGAUCCUGUUCGGGGCCCAGGAAAAACUCACCUUUGUCCCCUGGCCAUUGACGGUGAUGGGGUAUAACGGCAUAGCAACACUCCUUUAUUUGACCGCCUUCUUGGCCAACGCAGCAUCUGUGCAUCCCUUCAAACAUUCUUAUUUCCACGGACAUUUUGGAGCAGCUGCUUUCUUCGCUGCCGUGGUCACAUUGGCGUACGGUGCCAGUGCUUUCUUCUCCUAUUUGGACUGGAAGGGAGAUGGAGGAAACGCAGCCACCAACUCAGUGCCGACCUAGGACAGAAAACUGUGACGCUUAUCAGGAGAAAGUCAUGUUUUCUCCUCCAAAUUUUUUAAUACUGUCACUCAACCACGACUGCUGACUCUGGGAACCCAGACCUCAGUAGACCUUUCAUUCACAUUAUGGGAACAAAUUGUUUUUCAGCACUGGAUAAUCCAAUCAGGUGUUGCUCAGAUUCUGCAUCCCGACAUAAUACUUUGAUGAAGUGGCUUUGUUGGGUAACUUUCCAGUUGCCACUUGCCACACUCGCUCAUUUCUUGGAUGGGGGAAUUAAUUCAUGUUCCAGCUAUGAAAAGUCAAGUACAUAACCACUGAAAAACUGCAACUUGUGUUUACAAUGAGAACAAGUUAUGACAUGAUAAAGUAAAGCGCUUUAUAUUGGCUGGAAGAUGGGUUUUGUAACCUUACCUAUAGCUGAGCUUACUAGCCAGCUGUGGGCUCACCCAGCGAGUAUUUUUUGAUGAAAAGACAUUCAAAAGAGUUUUCAAUGACUAUUUGAAGACAUUUAUCUAUACAUAGAUUAACCUCUAUUAUUUUGACUGUUUGAAAAUUUGUUGAGAUUUGGUCUCGUUUUCAACACUAAAAUCCCGGUGAGUGCUCACUGGGCACUUGUAAUAUAAGCACUGGUGCGAUCAGCCAUCUUGCCAUUUAAAGUCUCUAUAGAUUGAAUAAUGUCUCUAAAUGUCAAUGUUGGUGUAAAGCUGUAAAGUUAUGUACUUGAUCCUCUUCAUUGAUAAAAAGUUUUGAUUUAACGAUAUGGUUUUGAACUUGUACCAAUGUUUUUCUGACCCUAAGUGUCUCUAGUCUAGUCUACAAACCCCCAAUCAUAAGAAAAUUCCAUCCUCUCCAUCUUUUGCCUACUCCACUUUUCCCUUUAUGACAUCACACAAAGGGAAAACUUCUUGUUUACAGAGCAUUGUUUAUGUUGGUGAGUAAUGCCAGAACAUUGUACUGUGAAGCCCUGACUCCUGUGUGAAAAACUGUGAUUCUCAUAUUAAUUAAAGGUCACAUAUUGUGCAAAUUACACUUUAA